AUGUUUCUGUCCUACGUAGAUGUGCGUUUCAAAAACAACGGCCUAGACCUGAUAGAAGUUCAGGAUAACGGCCAUGGAAUCUCCCCGAACAACUAUGAGUCACUGGCGUUGAAACACUACACGUCCAAACUGUCGACCUUCGCGGACCUGACCUCGCUUCAAACAUUUGGUUUCCGUGGCGAGGCUCUCUCUUCACUAUGUGCAGUCUCAAACCUCACCGUCGUUACUGCGGAAGCGCAGCAGGCUCCUAGAGCUUCGAAGCUGGAUUUCGAAUUCUCUGGGAAACUCAAGAGCACGCAGGUAGUUGCUGGUCAAAAAGGAACGACGGUCUCGAUUGAGAAUCUAUUCAAGCCACUACCGGUUCGGCGGCGAGAAUUAGAGAAAAAUGUCAAAAGAGAGUACGGAAAGGUGAUAGCGCUGCUACAUGCGUAUGCAUGUAUAAGUACUGGUGUCCGAUUCAACGUCAAAAAUCAGAUGCCAAAGGGGAAGAGCGUGGUUGUUUUCACCACGAAAUCAAAUCCUACAACACGGGAGAAUAUUUCCAAUGUUUAUGGCACAAAGACGUUGCUUGCGUUAAUGCCGCUCGAUUUGAACCUGGAGUAUGAGCCGAGCACGGUGGCAAAGAGGUUUUCCAGCCAAGCUUCCAACAAAAUAUUUGUGCAUGGUCACAUAUCCAAGCCGGUAUUUGGAGAAGGAAGACAAACGCCCGAUCGGCAGAUGUUCUUCGUGAACUCUCGACCGUGUGGACUACCUCAAAUUGCAAAGGCUUUUAAUGAAGUUUACAAGUCGUUCAAUUUGUCGCAGUCACCAUUUAUCUUUGCCAACUUUGAAAUGGACACAAGUGCGUACGACGUUAAUGUUUCGCCAGAUAAGCGGACAAUCUUGCUGCAUGAUGCCGGUGCUUUGAUCGAAUCUUUGAAGGCAUCCCUUACAGAACUAUUCGAGAAUGAAGAUCAGACCGUUCCUGUUUCUCAGCUUACAUUUAGCAAGCAAAGCCAAUUAACACCAAAUCGGGGACAGACUCCACCAGCCUCGGUCGGUGCAACACAAGACAAACCGGAGGAACCACCAGGUAAUGCAGUGUAUAGCCAAGAGUUAGGACAAGAUGAUACCGUGGAAGAGAACAACCCAGAACCUACCCAAACAUCGCAAUCGUCAAUAAGGGGUGUUCUUCAAAGGUUAGAAGGUGGUGACCAGGAGAGCACACCACCCAAUACUGACAUUACAGUCGAGAAUGACCCGGUCAUCCCUGAAUCCAGUGGGGCUUAUGAUACCCCGUCUAAUAUCAACGAUGAGACAGCGGAGGGUAACCCAACCCAACUUCAGCCAGCACAGGGACAAGCUAUCUCAAGUAGCCCCUCGUUAGGCACACCAACUUACAAGCCUGGGGUAGUCCAAAAUGCUUUUGAUCGAAUGCGAAUGAACCGGAUACCUGUAGAUGUGGCGACAAUUACCAUAGGGAACAAGACCUACCAGUCGACUAUUGGUAGAGAUCCGGUGAAACGAAGGCUGGAUAGUUAUCCAGGUUUGCACUUGCACUCACCUUCAUCAAGGACACGAGCUAUUACUGUCAGGAGUAAAAUAGGCCGAAGUAUUCAGUCAUUCACCGCCCCUGGAACACAAUUAGAGCAGGGACAAAUCCAUGAUGAUCCCAUCGAGGAUGAUGAGGGCGAGGAGGACAAUGAGACACAAUUCAUUGGUCGUCUAAACGGAGGUAAUGACCCUGAAGAAGAACCAGAGGAAGACCCUGGAGAAGACAAUAGAGGAGAGGAUGAAGUCAAUGGAGAGGAAAAUAUUGAUGAAGCGCAUGAAGAGCAUCAGGUAGAAUCCCUACAGCAAGACCAGCCAAUUCACCCCGAAGACACUGAUUCUCCGGGCUCUGGUUCUGGUGAAAGCUACGUUGAUGAUGAUGAACGAAAGACCAGGGAAGAUGCAAAAGUCAAUGAGCUAAUCAAGGCUGCAGAGGAAGCAUCUGCCGUUCCUUCAGAGCAUAGUGUGGAGCGGGCAGAGAUACUGAUCCGGAAACCUCGCAAGAAAGAUUCUACACAUGAGCUAGCAUGCACUAUCGAUGCAUCUAUUGAGAAGAUUGAAUCUCAGAUGAAAGCUCUUCAGAGGAGAAUACAAUCAUUGAGUAACAGGGGGUUACAUAGAGGUGAAGAUGCAGACGAUGACGGCGACCAGCAGAUUGCCCCUGAGACAAAGCUGUCCCUUGCAGUCUCCAAGAAAGAUUUCUCCAGAAUGCGAAUAAUUGGGCAGUUUAACCUUGGCUUCAUCCUUGCGACAAGGCCGGGAGUUACGGGGGAUGAGAACUCUUUUUCAACCCCGUCAGCGGAGCAAGAGCAGGAUGAGUUAUUCAUCAUUGAUCAGCACGCCUCAGAUGAGAAGUAUAACUUUGAGCGUCUCCAAGCUGAGACGACAGUGCAAAACCAAAGGCUGGUGAAACCAAAGACACUUGAUCUAACCGCUGUGGAAGAAGAGGUUAUCAUCGACAAUCUUGCUGCUUUAGAAAAGAAUGGAUUUAUUGUCGAGAUAGAUACCAGCGGUGACGAGCCCAUCGGUAGACGGUGCAAGCUGAUUAGCCUACCGCUAAGCAAAGAAGUUGUCUUCGACACCCGCGAUCUGGAAGAGUUGAUUGUCCUGCUUUCUGAAGCGCCGCAGCAAUCACAAAACAAUCUAGGCAAACGAGCAAGGGAUGAACUCGAUAGUGAUGCGGAGCAUAUUGAACCACCGGGCGUAGCUUCAUCGCCCUUCUCGGACUACCUUGUUCCUAGACCGAGCAAGGUGAGAAAGAUGUUCGCUAUGAGAGCUUGCCGGUCCAGUAUUAUGAUUGGAAAAAACCUUACCCAUCGGCAAAUGGAGACUGUCGUCAAACACAUGGGAACUAUAGACAAGCCAUGGAACUGUCCUCAUGGAAGACCUACUAUGAGACAUCUAGUGAGCCUAGGACAGUGGAAUGAAUGGAGUGAGUGGGAUAGCCACAAAGAACGCUGGUCUAGGGCUGAGGCGCAACCAAGGAGUAUCAGACAGAUAUGGGAAGAAUUUGUCGAAGAUUACAGCUCAUAG
Messenger RNA from Trichophyton benhamiae CBS 112371, 3063 nucleotides. RefSeq lists its product as uncharacterized. Gene Ontology annotation, cellular component: MutLalpha complex. Lineage: Eukaryota; Fungi; Ascomycota; Eurotiomycetes; Onygenales; Arthrodermataceae. The record is from RefSeq and is a predicted model, not a curated record. Gene Ontology annotation, biological process: mismatch repair. Bases 1 to 3063 code for a protein of 1020 amino acids. The transcript has 2 exons. Gene Ontology annotation, molecular function: ATP binding; ATP hydrolysis activity; ATP-dependent DNA damage sensor activity.